AAUGUACUAACCUCGUGUGCGUAUCCCAGUUAUCUAUAUAUACAACACUUCUCCCCAGAUUGGUCCGAACCUCAACUCUAUCGAACUCUCUCAAACCCUAGCACAUUCCAGAAACACCAACACACACAAACACAUAAUUCUCCUUCUUUUUCUUUAUCUCUUUUAUUUAUUUUUAUUUCUCGUCUUCUGUUGAGUUUUUUUCUGUGGAAUUGGAUUGUGAAUGGUGGAAAUUUUUGUUGAGUUGUUGAUGAUCUCCCCUUACACAUCAAGGGGGGUGUCUGGUUCUGUUUCUGCUAUCUUCUCCUUUGGUUCUUGUAAAGAAGGCUGGUACUUUCGCUGCAUUGGCCUUGACCCCUGAAGAUUUUUCAGCCCAGUUCUUGUUUUUCUGUUUUUAAAGACGUGAACUAACAACCCUUGAUUGAUUUUUAGUGAAUUGUUUGGUAUUUGAUUGAUUUUGUGGCCCCUUGAUUGGAUUAUUUAUUUAUUUGUUGUGAGAAGAUGUUGUCUAAGCAGAAGAAGAAUCAGGGUGAUAAGAGGAACAGGCUGUUGGUGAGUGUGACUGUGAUGGGGAGUGCUGGACCGAUUCGAUUUGUGGUUCAUGAGGAGGAGCUUGUGGCCAAUGUUAUUGAUCAGGUGCUUAAGUGUUAUGCUCGUGAAGGGAGGCUCCCGGUGCUUGGAUCGAAACCGGAUAAUUUCGUGCUCUACUCUCCCAUUGCUGGAACUGAAGCAUUGAGCCCUGCGGAUACAAUUGGGUCAUUUGGUGUGCGGAACUUCAUGCUGUGCAAAAAGCCAGGGUUGGACAAGGCUAUUGAGCAAGAUGCAGCCCCGAAAAUGACUCGAAAGAGUUCUGGCAGCUGGAAGACAUGGUUUAACAAAUCUCUUAAUCUGAAGAUUUCUUCCCAUUGAAUUGGAGCAAGUGAUUGGAUCACUUGGAUAGGAUUUUGAAAUGAAUUUCGUUUCAUGUUCAAGAUUAUUUAUGUUCUUUUGUUAUCCUUUUUUUUCAAAGUUUCUUCUGUUUUGCGAGACCAACAAAUGAACCUUUCGCAAAGGUUUGUUUUAAAUUGUUUUGAUGUUACCAAAUAAAGCUGACAGACUUUUGGUUUGGCUAUCUGUUUUAAAUUUGUGGCUUACUUUUC
Messenger RNA from Daucus carota subsp. sativus, 1136 nucleotides. RefSeq lists its product as uncharacterized. The transcript is spliced from 2 exons. Lineage: Eukaryota; Viridiplantae; Streptophyta; Magnoliopsida; Apiales; Apiaceae. The record is from RefSeq and is a predicted model, not a curated record. The coding region runs from base 499 to 906 and encodes 135 amino acids.